AUGGCCACCGCCAUGGUCGGUCGACCAACGCAAUUCCAAGAUCGGGGCUUCCUCCUCGGCCUCAAUCUCAAGAAAGAGGGCGCAUUGAAGAAAUCAGCCAAGAUCAAGGGCCUGAAGGAGGAAUCAUCUAAGCAGAAGAACGAAGACAGCACGGUCGCCGCCCCGAAAACACCACUCUAUCCUCGAUUUCGAGACACUACAGCAGAGCCCCUCGCCGAGGAACAGGAUGACCCUAUAGACUCCAUUUUUUGUAAGCAUUGUAAGAAGACCAUCUUGAAGCGCACAGCCAAAGAUCAUAUCUCUGGCUGUCUCAGGUCGAAACAAGAGAAGGCUAGAAAGAAGAAGGAAGCCCGAGAAGCUGCUCAGCGUGCCAAAGAAAGAGCCGAGCGCGCUGACGAUGAGGAGGACGAGGACGAAGACGUCAAGGACGGGAAACGAGGCAAGCUGGGCGCGGAAGAUGCCAAGGGCAAGAAGCGCAAGGCCGAGGAUGACGACGCCAAACCUAACAAGAAGAAGAAGAAGGACGACCAGAAGCCCAAAGGUGCUAAACCAAAGGGUCCUGUCGAUGUAGAACGGCAGUGCGGUGUUAAUCUACCCAAUGGUCAGCAGUGCGCUCGCAGUCUUACUUGCAAAAGUCAUAGUAUGGGUGCGAAGCGUGCCGUUCCUGGCAGAAGUCUGCCUUAUGAUAUGCUGCUUGCAGCCUACCAGAAGAAGAAUCAAGCACGACAACAGAAGGCUGCCAUCGACGCUACUGCUGCUGCUCUCUACGAUGAUGACCUCGAUAACACCACCGGUCCUGUUGACUCGGACGAAGAGCGAGACGCCGUCAUGACUUCUAUUCAGAGGAGCAUGGCUCGACCUCAACCUAUUGCCACGAGAACCCUCUUCCCGACUCGUCGGAAAUACCAGCUUGUUCGUAUGAAAGAGAUGCUUUCUAAUGCUCUGAGUGGUAACAGAGGUGGAGGUCUUUUCGCUGUUCCCGCAGACGCUGCACGCAAUGCUUACCCAAACUCCGCUAUCAACGAGACCUUUGCCAUCCCCUCCGCCACUCCACUCACAGCAGGAGGCUCUCAACCAUUCAGACCUCCACAACGAGAUUCUAUUGACGUUAGGUGA
Molecule: messenger RNA, 1116 nt
Organism: Lithohypha guttulata
Lineage: Eukaryota; Fungi; Ascomycota; Eurotiomycetes; Chaetothyriales; Trichomeriaceae
Gene: sgf73
Product: SAGA complex subunit Sgf73
Exons: 1
Coding region: 1-1116 (371 amino acids)
Biological process (GO): regulatory ncRNA-mediated heterochromatin formation; regulation of transcription by RNA polymerase II; RITS complex assembly
Cellular component (GO): SAGA complex
Source: RefSeq, a predicted model, not a curated record